UUCUCGGUCCUCUGGCGCAAGAUAACCAACAAAAAGAACAAAACUUGGGAUGGAGACGGCAUCCUUAUCGUUUCGCAAGGAUAUGCCAACCUUAAAGAUUCGGAUGGAAAGGAUAUUGGCAGGAUCGUAUGCAAAACGCCAUUACUCCCAGGAUCUACACUCAGCAUGAGUGGCAAGGAAAUCGAGAUAGACUCGCGCAUCUCUAGAGAAGAAGCCAGGUCAAUGUUGCCUCAGAAGAAACCACCAAAGCCAACUAUUAUCAAAACCAGCACUGUUACACGACCAUCUGUGCCUCUUGCCCGGACACCACUUAAGCCUGUCCAGGCGCAGACAAAGCCAGUCAGUAUGCUCGGCAAGGCUGCUGCUGCUUUCAAUUCCGCUCCGAAGGCUGAAGCACCGACCCGGCCUGUCAGUAUGCUCACCAAGCCUACUGCCGCAUUCAAAAGUCCAAUGAUCGACAAGACUGGUGUCCCUCUCUCGCGUUCAAGGUCAGAUGGAAAGACUGUUUGUCUUCCUCGUCAUGAUCCUAACGAUCCCAAUGCUCUUGUGAUGAAAAGACCGAAGCAUGCACCAGACGGAAAGCACGUUGUUGAUGUGGUCGUUGAUCCAAAUCUGACGAAGCAUCUAAGAGAACAUCAGCGUGCUGGCGUAGCGUUCUUAUACGAGUGCGUCAUGGGUAUGCGACCUUUCGUCGGCGAGGGUGCCAUCUUGGCAGAUGAGAUGGGUCUGGGAAAGACUUUACAAACCAUUGCUUUGAUCUGGACUCUGCUCAAGCAAAAUCCAAUCUACGAAGAUGGUCCUGUGAUCAAAAAAGCUUUGAUCGUGUGUCCCGUCACGCUCAUCAACAACUGGCGCAAAGAGUUUAAGAAAUGGUUGGGUAAUGAGAAAGUGGGCGUCAUGGUCGCUGAGAACAACAAAACCAGGCUCAGUGAUUUCACCAAGGGCAAAAGUUACAACAUUCUGAUCAUCGGGUACGAGAAGCUUCGCAACGUACAAGAAGAACUGCAGCAGGGGCUCGGCGUAGACAUCGUCAUCGCCGACGAAGGUCAUAGGCUCAAGACAGCCAACAACAAGUCAGCCGCGGCAAUCAAAUCUUUGAAUACUGAGAGAAGAAUCAUCCUGUCUGGUACACCCAUCCAGAACGAUCUCAGCGAAUUCUUCACCAUGGUCGAUUUUGUGAAUCCUGGAUUGCUGAAGACAUAUUCGUCCUUCAAGAAACAGUACGAGAUUCCCAUCCUCAAAAGCAGAACGCCAGGUGCAACCGCCAAGGACAUUGAAAAGGGUCAGGCUUGCAGUGAAGAGCUUGCAUCGAUUACUGGUCAAUUCAUUCUUCGACGAACUGCAGAGAUCUUGUCGAAAUACUUACCUCCAAAGACCGAGUACGUGGUGUACUGCCGUCCAACUCGAGUGCAGAAGGAUGUGUACGAGGCCGUCGUUAGUACUGGGGUCUUAAAUCAGGUACUCAAAAGUAACGAAGCAGCUUUCCAGAUGAUCAACAUCUUGAAGAAGCUCUGCAACAGUCCCUCGCUACUCAAGAACCCGUCAGAAGGUGAAGAGGGAACAGUCAAUUCGUUGCUAGCCAAAGUCCCUGCAUCAGACCUAAAGGCUGCAGGCGGUAGUAGCAAGCUAGGAGUUUUGGAUGACCUUCUUCACUGCGUUCAUACGAUGACGCAAGAGAAGGUCGUGGUGGUCUCCAACUACACGGCUACUCUGGACAUGAUUGGCAAAUUGCUGACUUCUCUUGAGUAUCCCUACCUUCGCCUCGAUGGCUCGACCCCUGCAAACCAGCGUCAAGGACUGGUCGAUAAGUUUAACCGUACUUCAGCCAAAAACUGUUUCGUUUUCCUACUUUCUGCGAAGGCCGGAGGUGUUGGCCUGAAUCUUAUCGGCGCCAGUCGCCUUGUCCUCUUUGACAUUGACUGGAACCCAGCGACAGACCUCCAAGCCAUGGGUCGUGUGCACCGUGAUGGUCAAAAACAUCCAGUUCACAUCUACCGCUUCUUGACCAAGGGAGCACUCGAGGAGAAGAUCUUCCAACGACAGCUCACGAAACAAGGAUUAGCUGAUUCGAUCGUGGAUAACAAGGCAAACGCCUCGAGUUUCACGCCCGAAGAAUUAAGAGAUCUGUUCACGCUGGACUCACGUGAGGGGUGCCAGACUCACGAUCUUCUUGGCUGCGAUUGCGCAUGUGAUGGCUCUAUCCCCAUCUCUGGCUCGUCUUCAUCGCCAACCACCGCCUCAGCUUCAGGAGCAGAAGAUGAGGAAGGUGACGAGGCAGAAGAUGAAGAGGAAGUCCCCGCUCUACCCUCCUUCCUCCGCUCCUCUCAAAUC
Molecule: messenger RNA, 2331 nt
Organism: Aureobasidium melanogenum CBS 110374
Lineage: Eukaryota; Fungi; Ascomycota; Dothideomycetes; Dothideales; Saccotheciaceae
Exons: 1
Biological process (GO): double-strand break repair via homologous recombination; reciprocal meiotic recombination
Cellular component (GO): nucleus
Molecular function (GO): ATP binding; ATP-dependent chromatin remodeler activity; DNA translocase activity
Source: RefSeq, a predicted model, not a curated record